AUGCUAGAACUUUGCCUUUGGCUAUUUUCCCUUCUCGUUCUUCCUCGCUUCGGGCUUCGAAACUUCGAAGUUCGCAUAAACGUCGCUCUUCGAGAACUACUCCUAACUAUCACAUGGGGAAGGCUCGCCAUACAUGUUUCUCUUCUCCGGCUGGUCGUCAAGUUCACCAUCAGGGAUACCAUCAUCAUCAAGCUAUCGAUGAAUAAAGCAAGCCUCAAGAGCCCACUGGCCGACGUCUUCGUGAGACCCACGGCACAUGGCGCAAAUGGCGUCGUGGUCAACGUCCCGAACUUUCUCCUCUACAACUUCAAACUCGCUCCGCCGAUGAAGACGCCGUGCGAAGGACCUCUUCCCCCUACUCCUGUUCUCGCGAUGUCUACCCUGUAUGCCAUUCUCCGCCUUAUGGCACUAAGAAUCAACCUCGACGUCGGAGCAAGUACGAUGGACGGCAUUACUGGGGUCAUACGUGCCCACGUGGACAUCAGGGGUGGUUUUGUUGUCUACGGGGUGGACGUUGGCCUUGCACUGAGCAUCAACCUCAGACCUAGGGACGAUCCGGGGAGAUAUCCCCUCCCUAAGUUGGCCGGGGCUUGA
Messenger RNA from Clonostachys solani, 594 nucleotides. The record is from the annotation of a GenBank genome assembly. NCBI's taxonomy places the organism in Eukaryota, Fungi, Ascomycota, Sordariomycetes, Hypocreales, Bionectriaceae.